CACGACAACCUGCUCCUCACGCACCUGCCCUCUGCUAUCUCGCUUCCAACUUGAGAUCUGUCACUGACUCAAUAGCAAACCUCAGCCUUCAAGGUAGCCAUCAAAGUCAAUCGGCUAACCCACGAUUCGUUAACCGGCAAUUGCAUCCUCCACACAAACCUGAGCAGAUAAGCCCGUCUUCCGGACUACUAACCCGAUCGAGGCUCCGAGCAUUACAGGCACUGUGACGAAGUCUACACUCACGACUAUACGUUGCUUGCGUGAGUUGUGGUUAUCUACGCUACCACGCAAUUCUACAAGACGCCAGUGUAGCAAAGCCUGGGCGGCAAGCACAGUGGACAAGAGUCACAGAGGGACACCCUACUUGAUCCACGGAGAGGCGGCGGCGGAAGGCAGUAGGCAAGAUGAGCAGUCCAAAGCGGAGAAUUGAGACGGAUGUCAUGAAGAUGUUGAUGAGCGAUUACGAGGUCACACUCGUCAAUGACAACAGGCAAGAGUUCUAUGUCCGCUUCAAAGGCCCAGAGGAGACACCCUUCUCUGGUGGCCUUUGGAAAAUACACGUAGAGCUGCCAGACCAGUACCCAUACAAGAGUCCAAGCAUCGGCUUCGUUAACCGCAUCUUUCAUCCCAACAUUGACGAGCUGUCCGGCAGCGUCUGUCUAGAUGUAAUCAAUCAGACAUGGUCACCCAUGUACGACAUGAUCAACAUCUUCGAGGUUUUCCUGCCGCAACUUUUGCGGUACCCGAACCCAACUGACCCGCUCAACGGCGAGGCUGCUGCUCUCAUGAUGCGAGAUCUCAAGAGCUACGAUGCAAAGGUCAAGGAAUACGUUGGCAAAUAUGCGACGAAAGAUCAUGUCGACGAUGCCGGCAACGACUCCGAUGACAGCGACGAGAUGAGCAGCGUUGGCAGUCUUGAUGAGGACGAAGAAGAUGCACAGCCUGCCGGCACAAUGGACGAGGUGUAGUCCCUGCGAAGAGGGUCUACUGAGAAGCCACGAAGUUGCACGUGUUGUCAGGCGUCCCGGCUAUGGGCACGGCGUUAACAUUGCUCGCUGGUGUGUUAAAGUGCUGUACUGGCAUGCACAAGUGCUCGGAUGGAGUCACCUUGUUAGUCUAAGUCGCUUAUAACUACCAUAACCAACCUUAGGUUCUAGCCUACUGCGUGGAUUGUGGAGCUUCCGUCACCGAAAGAUUGACCGAUCAGUCGCCGCCACGCACUAGAACAACUGUGGUUAGAAAUCCGGAACAUGAUGAGUAAUGAGACAACCCAG
Molecule: messenger RNA, 1274 nt
Organism: Baudoinia panamericana UAMH 10762
Lineage: Eukaryota; Fungi; Ascomycota; Dothideomycetes; Mycosphaerellales; Teratosphaeriaceae
Exons: 7
Coding region: 405-968 (187 amino acids)
Biological process (GO): protein polyubiquitination; ubiquitin-dependent protein catabolic process
Cellular component (GO): nucleus
Molecular function (GO): ubiquitin conjugating enzyme activity
Source: RefSeq, a predicted model, not a curated record